AUGGCGGCAUCCGGUCCGGCCAGCAAUCCCACCUUCAUGGUGCAGAAGCAGAUCCGCGACAAUGCCAAGAGCAUGCAAAACUUCAUGGAUGACAUCUAUCAUUGGUCUGAGUCGAUGGCCAAGGAGGAGAAAGCUCGAUAUCAACUCGAGAAAGAGCACUUCCCCUGCGACUUAAUGAUGUUCCCGCCCGAAGUGAAACUGAAACGCAUCAAAUAUCAUAAGAUAGUGCACAAACUCGUAAAACUCUAAUUCUCGUCGCUCUCUUCAGAGACGGGGCUCACGCACGCGCUGCAUCAAGAACGAAUGUGCAUGAUUUUUUCAGCCGCUGCCGCAUCGCCGAACGACAUUGCGGCCGACGGAAUAUCUCUGUUGUGAUGAAAGUGGCCACCACCGGCUCUCGCUAGUGGCAGUUUGUAUAGCACACGAUGCGAGUAUAUUUGUAUGCCGGUGCAUAUCUACGUUUAUUGAUCGCGGGACUAGUGAAACAAUCAGUGGAAAGGUUCUUCACAUGGCAUACUACUGACUACCUGCGGAAAAAUCCCGAAUCGCGCAACAAGCAAAAGGGGUCAAGCAGCGCAUCUGGCGCAUCGUCGACCCCGAGCACUCAGCCGAGCCAAGGCGCACCGCCGCCUGUUCGGGGUCGCACAGUGCUACCGCCAGCUGGAACGUCGAAACGAAGCACAACGAGUGAACUAAAGGGCGGCAAUGCAAAAAACGCGUCGGCUACCAGCAGGUACAGCAUUACACAAAAAAUCACUGUAGUGUCAUGAUGAUUUUAAUUUUAUCGAUUUAUGUGCCUUCUUGUUCUUGGUAUGAGAGCAAAUAGGUGCAGCACCAUCGUGAUUUGCAUUUUUUUGCUACUUGUGCAAGAACUGCAGCGAAAUGGAUCCUCGGUGUGUUUCUUGAUUUUGAAAAAAAAGAAAAAGCGUGCGCGCCAUCCUCCCCCCCCCCCGCAUAUAAAGAUAUGCGAACUGGAGAGAAGAUCUACUCUGAGACGUAUACUCCUGGCAUUAUAUCGAUGCGAAAUACCAGAAAGACACAGAGCACCGCCACCCACCGCCACCCNCCCCCCGCUGAUCUGCUUGUGUGUGUUUGUGGUCUAUUAUGCCGACAUACAAAGCCACCCAGCGCCACCCAACGCCACCCAGCGCCACCCAGCGCCACCCAGCGCCACCCACCGUCACCCUUCUCCCCCCGCUUGGGUCACCCUUCUCCCCCCGCUUGGGCCACCCUUCUCCCCCCGCUGGUCUGCUUGUGCGUGUGCGCGGUUGUCUAUCUAGUCCAUCUAUAUACGCCGUGGAUGCUGUCUAUAAGCAAACGCAGCACGCAUAGUGGUGCGCGUGCUAUACAUAUAUAUAGAGACACACAUACGACAGCAGAGGCGCACGCAACCAAACCAAGCCCGCGGACUUUACCACAGGGCGCCCCUGAUGGCCCGGCGGGUUUUGCCACACCUAGGGAGCCCCCAAUGGCGCCGCGAGGCUUACCAGAGGGCGCCCCCCAAUGGCGCGACGGAUUUUUCCACAGGGCGGCCCCGAUAGCGCGUCGCGCUAAACGCGGCCCAUCCGCAACCCUCCUUCCGCCCGCCCACCUGUACAACCCUUGGAACCACCGCAGCCCGUCGCCCCCCACAGCCUUCCCCCCGUGUUUUGGAAGAAGCGAACCGGAAAAAAAAAAUGGCGCUCGGAAAGGUCUACGCCUUUGCUUGUGAAUGGCCAGCGGCGUGCUGGUGAUGUCACGAAGAGCACAGCGCUGGCGAUGGGUGUGCAGCGAAUUUGUCACGCUAUGCGUGCGGCGAGCACGGGGAGAAUUUGCGAGCUGACGGCUUUCAUGGAUCCCUGUCGCUAAAAUGAAUCGCGACAGCGGAAGCGCCCACGUGCUUCUUUGAUUGUCGAGCGAAAUCUGACAAGGUGGGUCGGAGAAGUUUCGUUCUAGUGAGCUUGCUGCGUUCGAAAUCAAGUCAAUGCGUAAGAGCUGAAACGUGCCGAGAGAGUUGACUACGUUGCCCUGUAGUCGAAAGAAUAGUAGAAAUCGCGCGAAAGCCUUCGGCAGCUUUCCUAUUCUGCGAAAAAAUCACCCAGGUCGAACAUGCCACCGAGAUUCUUUGUCAAAAUCGCGCCGGCUUCGUAGUCCUCAUCAUCUGACAGGCCGUCCGCGUCGGCGCUCUCCAGGCCUUCGGGCGGGAUGUGCGGCCCGAAUUGCCAGCCAGCGCGGUCGCUGUUCAGCUGCUGCAGAAUCUCGGCGAUGCGGCCAUCCACCGGCAGGGACGACGUGAAGAGGAACAUCAUCGCGAAAACCAGAUGCGGCUUCUCAAGCAGCAGGUCCUUGCGUAUGGUGGAGAAGCGGGCCUGUUUUCAAGUACGCACAGACUGAAUCAGAAGAAGACGGCGCGGAGAGAGGAAACGCAAAGGGAUGGAGAUAGUGACAAAGAAAAAACACAAGCGGCACCGCCACGCGGGCCGCCGAGCUUCGCAAUAAGAUACCUUCAGGAGCUUCCGCACAUUGGACCAAACAUUUUCGGCCGAAUUGUUUCCCAGCUCGGCCGGCUUGCCGGUAGGGAGGUCCAGCUGAAGCUCCGGAGUCUUUAUCCGCGCCCAGAAUUCUUUUUGGCUGUGGACAACCGUUAGUGGCUGUGAUGUGGUUUUUUGUUUCCGAAAUUCAUGGCAUGAAACGGCGCGCCGGCCGGGCUUUUUCAGAUCGUGCUGCGUCAUGCGGCACAUCAUCAACACAAAAACGACGACGCGCCGGGCGUACCGGCCGCGCCUGUGGAGAUUAAGUUAUACAAUGUAUUCCGCCUCCGCAAGCUUGUAGCAGUUCGCCGAGUCGGUGCUGAGGAACAUCCUGGCCUCGCUCCUGUUCUCGGGGAGGAUGCCAAGCCAGGAGGGGCGGACGUGCGCCGUGUAGACGUAGCGCCACACGGCUUGCCUCAGCACCGGGAACCGGCUCACCUCCCUGGACUCCACCACCCCGAGGUCGAACACUUUCGCCGAGGCCGGAUUUCCUCGCUGGAGAACCACCUGGAAGAUGCGGGUCUUGAAAACCUUCGCGCCACGUACGGAAACCGUGGCGCGCCCGAAGCAGGCUUCAUCCGCUUCCAUGGUGAGCCGGGCCGGGUAGACGACGUAGCCGGGAUAUGGAUGCGAAACUGUGCGCCGCAGGCACAUCCGAGAAGUUUGGCGAGGCGACUGCCUGGCAAAGCUUCGCGCCUGUGGCUGCGGCAAAGAGUUUCAAUCUGAUACGGCCGCGAGAUGGUACAAGGAGGCGCAAGCGCGCGCGAUUUCGUCGUAGAAGUCCUGCUAUGCAGACGAGGCUCCUUGCCACUGUCGGCCCAAAGCACAGAGCGGCUGCCCACGAUCGCCCUCGCACUUUGUGCGAGCUCCCCGGCCUGUGCUCGAACUCCCACAAAGCGCGGCGGAGAAGCGACGCCAGCUGCUCCCAGCUUGGGCCAGGCAAUGGCAAGACGUCUCAUCCUCAUACCUGCGCCACCUUGUACUGUAUGUCCAAGUCGAAGGCGGCUUUGGUGGCGGACUCGCCCAGCACGAAGCUCCGGACCAGUCGCACGGAGGUCAUGACGCUCGUCGUUGCUCGCUGCAGGUCGGUCCGGAAAAAGCUCACCGGGGCCGAGUUGUCGCACUUGGGGCAGGACCACGCCGGGCAACGCUUCCGCGACUCGCCGAGCGCCAUCUCGCUCUUGCACCCUGCUUCCGCACAGAGGACGGGGCCCGCGAAGUAGUGCUCCCGGAGCUCUUGGUCCGAUUUCCGCAGGAUUUCGCCAAGCCCCCAAGACUCAUCCGCGCGCAGGCUCGGUUUUUUAUCCGCCAAAACCUUCGCGGAGAUGUCGUUGCCGCCGGACGUCGUGUAUCGGUAUGGCUGAAUCUGCAAGGCCUUGGAGAGCUCCUUCACGCUGAAGUUGUAAUUUGGAUCGCGCUGGCCGUCCUUUUUGUUGAACUUCGCCAAGUCGGCCCGCAGAUCUGCCGGGCAGUCGCCAUGAAGCCGCCAGGAGCGGAAGAGGUGCUUGUGCGUGGUGCUGUUGUGCGCCACCUCGCUGACGCCGCACAUAGAGCACGUAUAUGAAAGCGACGCCUCCUGUCGCUGUCACUCCCGGUGCCAAAAUUCGCGAAAGACUCGAAGUGAGUCCGUCGCAGGAAGCUGGCGGCCGGAAGUGACAGCGACAAGGAUUCUCGUUUUCAUAACCGGUGGUAUUUGUGUAUCAAAUGCAAAAGUGACGGGGUCUGGAAGGAUCGAUGUCAGAAAUAUCGCGGAGGUUUUCUAUGACCCGCGGGGUCUGAAGUGCAACGCCGAGCAUGGCAAACCUUGCGGGAUGUCUAUCAUGGAUGCCUGCCCUGCAUGAGAAUCUUCCAGGCCCAGAAAUUUUCGCACUUCAUAUCGUGCACUCUCGGACAAUUUGCCAAGCGGAACCAGGCCCGGGUCUUAACGUGUUCCGCUAUGGCGCUCGCAAGUGUUACGCCCCGAACUGUUGCGCGAUUUGUCAUGCAAAAUCCCAAGCAAAAACGACAAGACAGAGCUGCCUCGCGUGACAGGCUCCCAAAUGGACAAGCAGCACGAGCGUCCGAAGUUAGUCCGUCACGCAGCAGGCGCAAUCCCCCCCUUUCAAUUUUGCCACUCUUGCACUCAAAUAUCACGGAGCAGCGGGGAGCGUAACAACUGAGGGCCCCAUAGCCGUCCGCAGCGGCGUGUACUCGUACCGCCUCGCACGCUUCGCCGCCGUCUGCGCGAACGCAUCCGGCGGCUCGCGGCGAGGCGGCAUCCCCCCGAGCAACGGGUCCUCCUCUCCCCGCGCCCACGCCAUUUCGUCGUCGGUGUCCUCCCUGUCCGGGUUCAACCGGUCGCCGGGUGCCGGGACGUAGAAAUCCAUGUCAAUGUCACCACCUAGACCACCUGCGGGAACAUCGUCCUCCACGACCUCCUCGCCCGGUGCCGGUAGCUCUUCAUCACGAAGGGGCCCGGGGAGGUUGUGCUUCCGAUUGCCAUGGAUAAUUUUCAGAGUCCCGAGCGCCUUCUCCGCCUCCUCCUUGAAUAAUACCGGACGGCGAACGAACGGGUCGAAGUUGAAGGCGGCCCAGUUGUACCUGCGAAAAAAAGGCAGCCGAAUGCAUAGCAUUCCCGCACUCUCGAAGGACAGGAACUAAACACAACGAAGGCCCACCAGCAAAGAAAUAUCGGGCGCAAAGGGUGAGAAAGCAACAGGCUGGAGCUAGGAGGAAACCUAUACCGGCCCUCGGUGUCCACGAAUUCAGCUAGCUUGCCGUAGAGAAUCUGCGCACCAAUGCGGUCCUGUUUGCCGACAUUUCCUGGGUUGCCGAACAAUGGCGGAACCGAGUGGACCCAUGCAUGCAGCCAAUCCCGUACGACUUCAGGAAAGAACUUCCGGUGCCAAUGGCCGCCCGUCUCUGACUGAUUCCUGGCGUUUUGGAAAACCGGCGUCGUUGCGUGGCGAUGUAGAAGGAGCAACAUAAACGCGCCCCCUAGCUCAUCCGCCUUCUCUUCCACCAAAGGGUCCGCCAACUUUCGACGCGGCGACCCGCCGGCCCUCGCCAGCUCUGCGGGCUCGCAAUACCGGUUCGGGAAGUAGCACUGUUUUUAGACGAGUUCACGGCGUUCGAAUGACUAGAAAUACUGAAAAGCAAGCCGCGCAGGCAAGCGGCAACGAAAGAAACACAAACACGACACGAAAACAGAUACGGGACCGCAGAAAGAAGCGGAGGCCCCAAAAAUUACCGUCCCCCACCGCGUCUUUACAGGCUGCUGGCAGAACUUGUUGAACAGAGGCUGGCUGUUCCCUGUCCCGAUAAACUGCCACGUGGGCACCACCUCGCGCUGCUUCAUGCUCAUGAUCUGGCGCGCAACGAUGGGGUCGCUGGAUACCAGUCCGGUAAAUCGCGCCACGUCCCACAUCGACUCGAUGGCGUUGCUCACUUCGUCCAUCCACAUGACGCGCGCUCCGGCGGAGGCUGUUUUUCAGGUUUUCCGUGUGCGCCAUGGAUUCCUCAACAGGUCCGAAAAAAACCGCGCCGCGCGCGCUACCCAAGUCCCAUUCCUGUAGGCAAAAGCCAAAACAUUAAGCAAAUAGAAUACCAUAAAAGAACGGACUGCACUCCUCCACGCUUCGCUUAUCGGCUGCGAAGACGCUGGGCUUGCACUGGACGAAAUACGUCCCGAAAGCUGCCUUGGUGAGGCGGCGCAUGACCCCCUUCCCUUGUCGCCCGCGGGGGCUAAAGCAAUACAGAUACCGGUGAAGCGGCACCCCCGUGAUGGCGGACGCGAGGUGGUCGAGAAGCAAGUCCCGGUGGCUUUCGUCGCUACUUACCGGCCCGUCGUAGCGGUGUCGCGCGCCGCCGUCAAACGCGAAGAGACCGGCGACGAACUGCCGAACCGCACGCAGUUCCUCCGCCGUCUGGGGGUCGGUCGCAAUCCUGUCCGCCCAAUUCGGGUCGUUGUGGAGAUUUUGUGGGACCAAUACGUCGGCAAACCGCUUGCAAAGGUUAUCAAAAUGGAAGCGCCCUCCCCCUCCCCAUAUCGCAAAGAAAAUACGUGGCGGGCGGCCUGCGUACAAAAGACCCCGGGCCGCCACAAUUCUGCAGAAGCUGCAGCCCCUUUGGAAUAUGGAGCAGGGAAGGGCUUUCCCACACGAUGCAGGUGCCUGGGGUCGUUCGCGAUGAAGGUUCUCUGCGCGACAUCGUAGCAACAGUUCCGCAGGGCGAAGAAGCGCGGGAAACUGUCGAAGGCCCGGUCGGUGUGGAAGACCGGCGCUGCCUUUUUAAGGGUUAGCGCCGGCUUGUUCCGGAUCGCGUUGUCUAGCUUUGACAGGAAAGCGCAGCCCUCCGGCGGUGGAUUAUUUUCCAGCUCGUCCCGGACCCUCGCCCAGGCUGCCUGCAUGACGGAGUUGAUCUGUAUGUCGCUGGAGUCCUGCCACUGCUCGUCCCAAAUAGACCACUGUCCGUCGACGAUGAGUGCCCACUUGCGCAGGAGGAGGAAAAUCAGCCCGGCGGAGUGAUACUCUGAAAACUUCUCCUGUAGCCCCUGUUCCCAAUCCACGACAUACUGCACCAUGAGGCGAGCGAUGAAGGCGUAUUCCGAUUCUUGGGGGCCCCUCCCGAAGUUCGCAGCCCAAUCCUCAAGGUCCGUUCGCAAAGUUGGCAGCGAGAUCUCCCGGAUGUCUUGCGCCGCGCCGACCGGGUUCGCCGGCGCUGCCGCCGCCUGCGCCAUGCCUGCUUGCGGGUUCGCAGGCGCUGCCGCCGCCUGCGCCUCGCCUGCUUGCGGGUUCACUGGCGCUGCCGCCGCCUGACCUGCGACUGCUUGCCCGACCGGGUUCGCAGGUGCUGCGCCUCCCGGCUGCGGACCCGCUUCCGCUGCUUGUGCUGGCGCCCCGCCGGCCGGUCCCGCGGGGCCUUGGGGAUCGCGGGGUCGCGGAGGCCGCCCGACAUACUCCAAGAGCGUGUCAUAGUCGUUCAGCUGGGCGUCAUCAAGAAGCCGCUCGACGAUAUCCCGGACCCGGUCCUGUGAUCAAAGUAGACACAUGCCGCGUCGGGUACAUGAAUCGGAACCACAAAAGCGACACCCCAAAAAAGCACGCAACCAAGCGCCAAAACACACGCCAAAUCAAUACACACACCCAACAGCUUACCUGCGUCGCGAAUCCAAACCCCGCAAGGAAAUCCUCGAAGUCGUCCUUUGGCGCCACCUGGUUCUCAAAGUUGGCGAAAAAUUGAGCCACUUCGUCAAUCAGCUCCUCAGCGGCGCCUCCACACAAUGCGACGGCGAGCGCGGACGAGCGAGGAGCCUUGCCCGCGGAUACUGCAAAAGCCCCCGCGGAAGCGUAGGCCGUGUAGUGCAGGCGGUCCAACCGAAGAAAGAGAGGCGGCACAACACGACCAACACCCGCCCGGCCUGCUGCCGCCGGCGUUGGCUCGACUGACCAAACCACCCCGCGGGCCACAUCGUGCACCAAGAUGACACGGCCGAGGUCCUGUUUGUGUCGUCAGAGGAAAUAAAUACGCGUCAGGCAAUACACAAGCCGCCGGGCAGGGCCGGGGAGGAAACCACCGAGAAGCCUACUCCUACCCUAAGCACCAAAACACACGAAGCAAAAAACCCCCGCAAACAUACCUCAGCUGCCCGGUAGAGCAUCGGCGUCGUCGACAUAGCCCCGCGAACUCCGCCGGCCCGGUGUCGCAACGAGGACGGCGAGCACUUCCGCUGUAGGUCCCGCCGUGCUUGCCCUGACUCAGCUCGUGAACGUGGUGUCGCGUCAAGCGCGUCGCGAAGCGCCUCCCAAAGACAACCGCUUUGCGUCGCCCAGUUCGGAAUCACGAAGCCGCUCGGGCAACCCUGGAGCUGCGAGGGCGCUGGGGCCCGCGAAAGAUUUACCACCAACGGCGCCAGGCCUUCCAGGACGAAAAGAAUCAGGGCCGCCGCGUGCAGCACUGCUGAGGCACUGGGCGAGAAUAGCGCGGCCGGGUACGAGAGACAGGCCAACACGCAUCCCAGUAGGACCUCUGCGCAAGCCCCCGCACUAAAAUUGCAGGCGAUGCGCCGCAACAUCGCCUCCCUCCGGCGGCGCCGGGCCGCCUCGCGGGCGAUAAGCAUGUCCCGCCGGGCCCUUGACAUCUGUCCUUCCGGUGUCUUUUCUUGUACAAAUCUCGCUGGUUGCUCUACUACGAUAAACAAGGCGGGAAACUUCUAGGAGAAGCGCGACACUACGAUAAAGAAGGCGGGAAACUGCAAAGAAAAUACGAGGGCCAGGCUGGCACGUUCGCCCGUAGUGGUGCCUGACCAAAGCUGCGCCGCUCUCUUCGCCCUCCUCUCUUGCUUACGCGCGUGGGGCUGCUAGGUGCCCGGCCAAUGCAACUCCUCUCACAUGCCUGAACAAUGAAUACUCCAGAGGCUACUUCACUCGCCACGCGUCGACCAGUGUCUGUCUACAACAGUCCGAGUACACAUGAGGACGGGCCCGCCCGUCCAAGUCAAACAGCCGGGCUGGGGUCGACUGUGCUGGAGCCACGCGAAAGGGGGGAGGACGCGCGCGACGAGGGGGACGGCGUCGCCGAGCGUGGUGGCGUGCGCGGCCGCGCCAAAGCGUGAAAGGCGUCAAACUCGAAGCCAAGGUCGUCGGGGGCGUCGAGAAUUCCGCGACCGAAAAGGGGCGGCGCUGGAGGCGGUGGCGGCCCUCUCCGCAGGCGCAACGGCGCUCGGUUUUGCCGCAAAGGGGACGCUGGGGCGGGCCGGCCCAUUGGCAGUGCCCGCGCGCUUACGGCGCUCCGCCGCGUGCACAAUCGCAGGCCGCACCGCAAAAGGCCGAGAACGACGAAAGUACCACACAACCCACAAAGAGCCAAAUGAGCGAGGGCGAUAAGCGGAUACAUCUUAAUGUAGAUCGCAACUGGUCCGACAAAACCCGCAAGACUACUACCACGGACACUCUAUCUAUGCAUGCGCGUGAACGAUCACCCUCCAACUGCCCUCCCUCGCUUCCCUUCCCUCGAGUUACAGACCAAAUCCACGCCGCCACUCCACGCGGGAUUGCCGUUAAUACUGUCGCGCUGCCCUCCUUUUCCCUCUCCGAAUAGGCUUGCAGCGGUGUGGAAAUCCUUAGGAGAAAAGCUAUUCUCUGAAAACGAUAGAGCCUAUCUACGUACGACAUAAAUUAAUGGAAGAGCUCCCGACCGAAAUUCUACGUGUACCCGACCGACCGAGAUUUACACUCUCUGACGAAACACAGCCGAAACAAAAGAACACCAGGACCGAGGCCCGUCGCCCGCCGGCGAAACAGAUCGCGGCGGCACCGUCUAAGCCACCGGCCAGGCAGGUUCUCUUGCUUUCUUUGGCGCGCAACCAACUCCAUACAAACACAGCCAGCGGCAGUCUUUUCCAAAAAAAUCCAAUCUCGUCGCAAGUCUUGUCGCAAGUCUUUCAGAAAAGCCGGCCCUGUUUCAAAAAAGCGCAACUUUGGCGCAAUCUUGUUGCUAGUCCUGUAGCAAGGCCAAUCCUGUUACAAAAAAAACCUUCCUCAAAAAACUCCUUAGCAGUGCUCCUCCUCCAGGAACUUUUUUGCCCGCUUCUGCUCCCUGGCCAACUCCUCAGCGUGCCAGUGUUCGCAUUCUGGCCGCCAGUGCGGGGAGUUCUCCGGCCGUGGCCAGUGCCUCGGCACGGCUGAGUACUCAUCGCGCCGCAAGUUCGACGGCUUUUCGCGCCAGUCCGGUUUGUGGAAGUCGAACACUUCCCGGCUGUAUGAAAUGCAAAAGCGUCGCGAUCUGGAAGAUUGGAAAUCAUGACGCUAGCCGUGGGCACUACGAAAAUCAGCAACAAGAAGCAAAAAGCCGCAAAGCUGCGGCUUUGCGUGCAGACCACAAAGCGCAUGGCGCGCUUGCUCUCCUGCGCAGGAGAGCAAGCGCGCCAUGCACUUUCACGAGCGGAAGAAGAUCUUCUCCAAAAAGAAGACCCUCUUCACGAAGAAGAAGACCUUCCCGACGAAGAAUGAGGAAGAUCUUCUUCUUCAGCGAGAGGAUCUUUUUGAAGACGAUCGCCGUCGUUCAAAAAGAAGAUCUUUUUCACGAGGAAGAAGAUCUUCUUCACGAAGACGCAGAUCUUCUCCUUCAAAAAGAAGAUCUCUUUGAAGAAGAGGAAAGAAAUCUUCUUCACGACAAUCUUCUCACAGAAAUCUUCUUGCUCUCACUCCUUGUUCUUGUUGUCCAGGGAGGUGCUAGAACUAAAAAUCAGAACAAUAGAUGGGCCCUGCUUUACUUCUGUCCUUUGUUUUGACCUUUCACUUCAAUAGCAUUGCAUUUUUUACACUUUUUGAUGAUCCCUGGUCAACAAUUGGAAUCGAAGGGCGUUGUGGUCGUAGAUUUUUUCACUGACACAGACAGAGACACACUUUUAUUCAGCAACAUUAUUUGCAAAUUGUCCAGCUCUUCAACCACUACGGAGUCGAUUACAAAAGGCGUAGUCGAAAGAUCCGAGGAUAAUUUGGAGCUCGCGCGCGACACUACAUCUCUCCCGCAAUAUUACAAAAACUGGAACAAGUAUGACGUCGAAAAGGAAAUCGAAAAGUUGGAAGAGCCAAAACAGGCGAAGGAGUUUAACGUGGAAGAGUAUGUACAACAGAAGCGGGUACUGAAGUUUCCGUUUCGUCUUCAUCUAAAGAACAUGAGAAUGUAGAAGCUCUGCCUCUGGAUGUGGUGCUGACCAGAAAAUCGAUGUGUGUGAUUUGGUUGACUGAUAUUUUGGCAUUUUGUUAAGCGGAACUUGUACGCAAAGCAUCCGGUAGCUUCGAUCAUAUACUGUGGGAAUACGAAUAUAUUUCCGUGAUCUUCUACUAACAGACAACCGCCGCCCGGCCAAAUGUCAAAGUCGCUGUACGUACCGCCGCGCGCGCAACGACCGCCGUCGAGUUCAGUACGGCGAAAAAAGAAGAAGCUAAUCGCCUCUUUGGCAAGGCAAGGUGCGGGGUUUAUUCAUUAUGUAGUUGUUGAUGUUAUUUUUCUCUCGAUGUCUUCUACUACUACUAGUACUUCGUGUUAACUCACAACCAGAAGAAAGCGCGAGCGUGUCCGAGCCCCCCGCCUUGGAUAAAAAACAACAGAUUUAAAGAAGCAGAGGCGGCUUACAAGGUUGCCCUGACCUACGUGAUGCGCGGAGAAAACGAAGAGGAAAACUAUGCGCGCGUCGAGCAAAUUGUCCUGUCCAGUUUGCUAGGUCUUACUGUUGUCUGAAACAGCUGCUUUGCCAAUCAGCAGCACCGCUGGUGCGUCAGUCAACAUGAUCAACCAUUUCCAUUGCUUGAUUUGCUAUGAUUCAUCAACUGACGAUAUUAAUUGUGAGAAGAUCAUUCAAGAUGCGCGAGCAUCGAUUGCGCUUUGGGAACAAACUUUAACUUCUGAUCGAAAUACGCAUUAGAAAUGGAUGGUUGCGCAACGAUUUAUUACGCCCAAUAAUCGCGCAAAGAGCCAGUUUGCUGAUUCUCUUUCAUAUCGGGGACGUCCAGGCAGUACUCCACUCCAACAUAGCGAUCUGUCGGCUGAAAAUGCAAGACUAUUCGGGAACCAUCGAAGCCAGUGACGCGGCCUUGUCGGUUCGCCCAGACAACGUAAAAGCAAUCUUUCGGCGCGGGAGUGCUUACAUGCACCAGCAGCAGUGGAAGCGCGCAGCAGCUGAUCUCCGCCGGGCUUUGGAACUUGAUCCAAAAGACGCGAAAUGUAUUUCAUGUUCAGUGGAAUGAGGUUCGUACUGAUAGCGCUACCUCGCUCGAGAUGGAUACGUAGUCUCGAGCACCUUUCUAUUUAUUUCGCCUUUCCCUUGACGUGCUAAGUGAGUCUGAGUCCAGUGGUGGUCUUCUAUGACACGUGGCGGUGGGGGUGCAAAGCGAAAGCGAAAGCUUUCUUGAUCCGCCGUGAGAAUGCAAACCAACAAGAGCAAUCGUCUUCAUUUCUCCACUUUAUUUUUGUUUUGCGAAAGAUACUGAUACGAGGAACAGGAAGGUUUUUUAUAAUAAAUCUUUUGCCAGGUCGCACCGAGCUUACGUAUGUGGAGCGGAUGUUGCGUGAGACAGUGGAAAAGGCGCGCGCACACGCAAAAGCUCUGAUGCAAGACGCCAGUAGGAAGCCCGUCUUGCAGCAAACCCCACUUCAGAUCACUGAGAGGGCGGAAAAAAAGAAAAAGCCGUCCAGCUCAGCAUCCUCAUCGAGCAAGAACACUGGCGAGAUUUAUGCAAGCGCGAGCGCUACAGAGACGGACGAGACCGGUGCUGGAGGAGGAAAACCGCAAGCGCAGCAACAGCAGUCCUUGUUUAUCUCUUCCCACAGCGCGGAAGACGGAAACACUGACGCUAAUGGAAAAUACAUUCCGAAAUCCGUUCGCAUGGGGCGACAGCUCGGCCAGCAAGGCGGGGGCGCCGUGUCGUCCUCAUCCUCAGCAGGAAUAGGGAGGCAGCACACGGCGGCCGAGGCCGAGGAGGCUGCAGCUACCAGGUCUAGUAGCCUGCAGCCCCCCACGACCACCGCUAGUAGAACAAGUGGUGUGGGCCGCACUGCUGCUGGCGCAGCCACCGAGACAGGUGCAGCAACAGGAUCCAACAGCAAGCACGCUGACAUGUUUCGGUCCAAUUUUUACGCUUUCGAGCGGGAUUGGAGGACCUGCGGACGGCUAGGCAGCGCAACGCAAGCGGUAGGAAAGCGGUUUUCCUUACUGGAGCGGACGCAGGUGUUUUCAGACAGCUUCACCGCCGAGCUAGUGUUGGAGGUGGUGGACGUGGUGCAAAGCCUGGAAGCACAUUUUCCCGCCUACCUCCAGAAGUUCAACAAGUCCGCAGCGGACGGCAACAACAUGCUGGCAGAUGGUGUCAUUUUCUCCUCCGCCGAGGAUUACCGUGCGCGCAAGGCGAGCGUCGUGGCCAAGUUGGAGGCGAUUAACCGUUGGCCACUCCUUUUGCAAAGCAUGGGGACUUCGGAAAGGAGGAAGCUCGAAGUGGUCCUGUACCAAAACACGUACCUGGAAAUGGUCGCAGAACCGGCGCCAUCUGCAUCACCGAAGGCGAAGUCAGGCUCUUCGAUAACUACCGAAAAGUUCGCCGUCGCAACGAUGAAGAGCACCACCUUAAAUGAGGUGGAGAACUCAUCUACUACUGGCGGACAGUGGAGCACCGACGUUUGUAGCGAUGAUCCAACUUGGCUGGAAGUCCGAUCAUCUUCGCAAGACGUGCAACCACCAAAGUCGAGAAAAGCCAAACGCAAGCCAAACCCUGCCGAUCUUGAUGACCUUGACUAAAGGCGUUUGAGUCAUCAAGCCUGUCAAGGAAUCGGUGAAGCACUGGCCGGCCCGCCAACUGCAUUGGUUUCUCAAGUAGCCAGCAACCUGACGCAAUCAUGAGGUACAGAAAGAGAAAUGUGUGCGGUGUGAAAUAACUCGAACACGAACACGCGACCAAAAUCCGAAAGCAAAAGCAGCCCGCUUUUUGUUUGUUCUUGUUCUCGUGGUGUACAAGUUGUACAGUCAACAU
Messenger RNA from Amoebophrya sp. A120, 14014 nucleotides. The record is from the annotation of a GenBank genome assembly. NCBI's taxonomy places the organism in Eukaryota, Dinophyceae, Syndiniales, Amoebophryaceae.